Messenger RNA from Penicillium soppii, 1113 nucleotides. RefSeq lists its product as uncharacterized. NCBI's taxonomy places the organism in Eukaryota, Fungi, Ascomycota, Eurotiomycetes, Eurotiales, Aspergillaceae. The transcript is spliced from 4 exons. The record is from RefSeq and is a predicted model, not a curated record. The coding region runs from base 1 to 1113 and encodes 370 amino acids. Gene Ontology annotation, molecular function: dioxygenase activity.
AUGGCCGCCUUAGCGCCCACACCAACACCAGUGCAUACAGCUUCUGAUAUUCCAACUUAUGACCAGGUCCCGGAGACAACGUUUGAUCUGGACUGGGCAGACCUCGCUACGUUGGAUCUGUCUCAAUUUGAACAGCCCGGGGGAAAACAUCAAUUGGCAAAACAACUCUUCGAGGCCAUUCAGAAAAUAGGUUUCUUUUAUAUCGUCAACUUCGGCCUCUCACAGGAGGAUGUUGAUCGCCAGUUUUCCAUUGGCAAAGAGCUGUUCAAGCUCCCAAUAGAAGAAAAGCUCAAGUAUCGUGCCGAGCUUGAAAAAGGUGGUUAUAACGGCUACAAGCCGAUGGGGCUCCGAGAAAUUAGCCCGGGCGUCUUUGACAAGACUGAAAUUUACAACAUCCCAAAAUUCAUUCCCGAACUUGAACUUCCCCAACCAGACAUCGUUAAUAACAAUCGACCUAUUAUUGAGAGCUUCGCGCGCCACAUUCACGAUGAAGUCGUGCGCAAGUUGCUCGUAUUAUUUGCUAUUAUCCUAGAGCUACCCGAAGACUAUUUCCUUAAGGUGCAUCGUUACGACAAAAAGAGCGACUGUCAUCUACGUUACAUGAAGUACCACCGGCGGACGGACGAGGAGAACGAAAAGUCCUCUGGGAUCUGGUCCAAAGGCCAUACCGACUUCGGCAGUCUGACUUUAUUGUUCCGGCAGCCAGUUGCCGCGCUUCAAGUCCGAACCCCGGAGGGCGAGUGGAAGUGGGUAAAGCCGUGUGCGGGGAGCAUCACGGUCAAUCUUGCAGAUUCAUUGCAAUUUCUCACCAAUGGGUUCCUGAAGAGCAGCAUACACCGCGUUGUUGCACCGCCACCGGACCAGAGGGAUGUAGAUCGUCUAGGUGUUUUGUAUUUUGUCCGACCGGAAGAUGAUCUCGAGUUGCGGCCGGUCGUAAGUGAUGUUCUGCAUCGCUUGGGAUAUGACCAAACAACAGAUAAUAGUGCGGUCGGAAUCACCGCUGGGGAGUGGGUGAAGGCUAGGGUGGCUAAGGGUGUUGACAAAGGCCUGGCACGGAGCGAGAUUGGAGAUCAGCCGAUUAUCGGUGGAGUGGUAGCUAAGUAUUAUGAAUGA